AUGAGAAAACAGGUAAAGCCACCACUACCUGCCGGUUACUGGGGUAAUGGCUGUGUUCCAAUGUACGCGCAGCUUAGUGCCAAAGAGUUGGUAGAGAAACCUAUUUGGGAAACAGCACAGCUGAUCAACAAGAGCAAAAGCAGAGCCACUGAUGAAUAUGUUCGCUCAUUUAUUGACUUCCAGCAUCUGCAUUACGGAGAUGGGAUCACAGCAGGAAAAGGAGUGAGUGGAUUCACAGAUUGGAGGCACUUAGGCCACUCAACUGUUGAUUUUGGUUGGGGUGGUCCUGUAACAGUUUUGCCGCUCUCAAGAAACCUUCUUGGAAGUGUUGAGCCUUGCUUUUUCUUACCUUAUUCUUCGGUGAGUGCUGGAAGGAAGGAUGGUUUCAAGGUGUUAGUGAAUUUGCGAGAGAGUGCCAUGCCUGCUUUCAAGGAAGAGAUGAAGGAGUUUGGCAACCACGAGUUUGGGCUGUCUAGAUAUUAA
Messenger RNA from Quercus lobata, 483 nucleotides. Its product is annotated as spermidine coumaroyl-CoA acyltransferase-like. The record is from RefSeq and is a predicted model, not a curated record. Bases 1 to 483 code for a protein of 160 amino acids. Lineage: Eukaryota; Viridiplantae; Streptophyta; Magnoliopsida; Fagales; Fagaceae. The transcript has a single exon.